UUCCGAAGCAUUUGGAUCACUUGUUUUGGGCCCAACACUCCAUAGUCAAUUUCCAUUUCUCUUCUUCUUCCACUUUCCGCCUAACUAUGAUUUGAUUAAACUUCAACAAACGACUAUCAAUCAAAGAUCAAAUUACUCCCUCGCACGAACCAAGCAUGGAAAAUAAUGAACUGGGUUUGGAUUCAACCAAGAUGAAGAAGAAAAACCCAGAAGGAGAAGUAGAGGUGGAGGAAGAAGAGGAGGAGAAAAAGGAAAACCACCAGUGGUCGGUGGAGCGUGUAUUCGAGAACCAAGAGGUGCCUUCAUGGCGGAAACAACUGAGCAUAAGAGCCUUCGUUGUGAGCUUUGGGCUGAGCAUAUUGUUUAGCUUCAUAGUAAUGAAGCUUAAUCUCACAACUGGAAUCAUACCUUCGCUUAAUGUAUCUGCUGGUCUUUUGGGUUUCUUUUUCCUCAAGAUUUGGACUACUUUGGUCGGAAAAUUUGGCCUCUUCAGCCAACCUUUCACCAGACAAGAGAAUACCGUCAUCCAGACCUGCGUUGUAGCAUCCUCCGGCAUCGCCUUUAGCGGUGGUUUUGGGAGUUACCUCUUUGGCAUGAGUGAUACUAUUGCAAAACAAUCAGCAGAAGACAGACGUGAUUAUAAAAAUCCAUCGUUAGCAUGGAUGAUCGGCUUUCUGUUCGUAGUUAGCUUUCUGGGCCUCUUCUCAGUGGUGCCUCUCAGAAAGAUUAUGAUCAUAGACUUCAAAUUGACAUAUCCAAGUGGCACUGCAACUGCUCAUCUCAUCAACAGCUUCCACACCCCUGCAGGAGCCAAACUAGCGAAGAAACAAGUGAAAACAUUGGGAAAAUUCUUCUCCUUCAGCUUCUUGUGGGGCUUCUUUCAAUGGUUCUAUACUGCGGGAGAUAAUUGUGGAUUUUAUAACUUUCCUACAUUCGGGCUGAAAGCUUAUCAAAACAAGUUUUACUUCGAUUUCUCGGCAACGUAUGUUGGAGUUGGAAUGAUUUGCCCACAUAUUGUGAACAUAUCAGUGUUGCUUGGAGGAAUUCUUUCAUGGGGUUUGAUGUGGCCUUUAAUAGAGACCAAAAAGGGUGAUUGGUAUUCUGCAGACCUCAAGUCAACUGACAUACAUGGCCUUCAAGGUUACAGGGUGUUUAUUGCCAUUGCCAUUAUCUUGGGUGAUGGUCUGUACAACUUCUUUAAGGUGCUAAGCCGAACUCUUGUUGCUUUGUUUCUCCAACUCCAAAGCCGAGGCGCAAGCAGUGGUCUUCCUGUUGUUGAUCAUUUUUCUUCUAAGAGCCCUAAGCUCUCUUAUGAUGAGGAACGCCGCACACAACUCUUUCUCAAAGAUCAAAUUCCAACAUGGUUUGCUGUUGCAGGCUAUGUUACAAUUGCUGCCAUCUCUACCGCAACUCUGCCACACAUAUUUCACCAGCUCAAGUGGUAUUACAUACUGGUCAUCUACAUCUUUGCGCCAGCCUUAGCAUUCUGUAAUGCCUAUGGGUGUGGACUCACCGACUGGUCUCUUGCAUCCACCUACGGGAAGCUUGCUAUUUUCACAAUCGGGGCAUGGGCUGGUGCUUCACAUGGUGGAGUUCUUGCAGGACUUGCAGCUUGUGGAGUGAUGAUGAACAUUGUCUCCACUGCCUCUGAUCUCACUCAGGACUUUAAGACAGGUUACUUAACCUUGUCUUCACCACGAUCAAUGUUUGUGAGCCAAGUUAUUGGAACUGCAAUGGGUUGCAUUAUUUCCCCAUGUGUCUUUUGGCUCUUUUACAAGGCCUUCGAUGAUCUCGGGCAACCCGGAAGUGAGUACCCUUCUCCUAAUGCUGUUAUAUACAGAAAUAUGGCUAUAUUGGGAGUUCAAGGCUUUUCAGCUCUGCCAAAGGAGUGCCUAUUGCUUUGUUAUGUGUUCUUUGGUUUAGCCAUUGUGAUAAACUUGAUCAAAGACUCAUCCAAUAAGAAAUGGUCAAGAUUCAUUCCCCUCCCAAUGGCAAUGGCUAUACCUUUCUAUCUGGGGCCAUACUUUGCCAUUGACAUGUUUGUGGGAAGCUUGAUUCUAUUUGUGUGGCAGAAGAUUGAUAAAACAAAAGCAGACUCUUUCGGCCCUGCGGUGGCUUCCGGUUUGAUCUGUGGCGAUGGAAUAUGGACUCUACCCAGUUCAAUACUCGCCCUAGCAGGGAUCAAACCACCCAUUUGCAUGAAGUUUUUGUCAAGGGGAUCAAAUAGCAGAGUUGAUAAGUUUUUAGGGUCAUGAGGCUGAUUCUGAAUUUGAAGGAAUAGUUUUUUGGGGGCAAUUCUUGUCUAGACGGGUCUGUAUAAAGUUUCAUGUUGAUCCACUGUGAUUUUAUACUAUAAAAUCAUGUAGAUCCCUCUAGAUAAGUAUUUUCAAUAGUUUUAGUGCUUCCUAUACUUUGGGUUAUGGAAUGAAAUCUCAACUGAAGUUUGAUCAUUAUUUAUAUUACAGGGAUUGGCCUUUGCCUUAAAGCUUUGUACUUGAUUGUUGGGAAUCCCUACAUUGUGGUUAAAAAAUGCUAUUUUUCAAGUUAUAUUUUAGUUAUUAAAAACAUUUUCUA
This is a messenger RNA of Manihot esculenta (cassava), 2574 nucleotides long. Its product is annotated as probable metal-nicotianamine transporter YSL5. The record is from RefSeq and is a predicted model, not a curated record. The coding region runs from base 156 to 2255 and encodes 699 amino acids. Gene Ontology annotation, cellular component: membrane. The transcript has 6 exons. Lineage: Eukaryota; Viridiplantae; Streptophyta; Magnoliopsida; Malpighiales; Euphorbiaceae. Gene Ontology annotation, molecular function: oligopeptide transmembrane transporter activity.